AAACGAGUGUGAAGAAAAUGCUGUUCAACAAAUGCCUGGAAAAGUUGUCCAGCUCGCUGGGCAGUGUGGUCAAUCACAAGCUGCAGGAGAAACAAGUCUACAACAAUAACAAUAUCAACAAUAACAAUAACAACACGCUAAACAACAACAAUGCGUACAACAACCAGCGAAACUUUGAGUACGAAAGAGCCAUACAGGCGCACUACGGAAGCAAGGGAAGACGCUCGGAGGAGCGCGAGAGGAGCGGCAAGUUCAAGGCCAGCAAGGGUCGGAAAGCAAAGGUCACCCCACCAACGGAGACACCCGAGGCCCAGGAGCCGGCCUGCAAGAACUGUAUGACCCACGACGAGCUGGCCCAGAUCAUAAAGGGCGUGGCCAAGGGCGCUGACGCGCAGAGUAAUCGAGACAACCGACUGCAGCGCAGACGUCGUCCUCUCUCCGCCCAACCCUCCGCCUCCGCCUCCACGUCGACGGAAUCGCUGCACCGGCUCACACCCAGUCCGCAGGCCUCCUACCCGGCCACGCCCACCUCCUGGACAGCCACCCCGCCCCAGUUCCCAGCCGCCUUCGGCGGCGCCAGCUGCUCCAACAGCACGCUGUCCCUCUUGGCCACCAUGCGCGUCCAGCUCCAUGGUUACACAUGGUUUCAUGGCAAUCUUUCCGGAAAGGAAGCGGAAAAAUUGAUCCUGGAGCGGGGCAAGAAUGGUUCGUUUCUCGUCCGUGAAUCUCAGAGCAAGCCUGGCGACUUCGUCCUUUCCGUGCGCACGGACGACAAAGUAACGCAUGUCAUGAUUCGAUGGCAGGACAAGAAGUACGACGUCGGCGGCGGGGAAUCCUUUGGCACCUUGUCGGAACUGAUCGAUCACUACAAGCGUAAUCCCAUGGUGGAGACGUGCGGAACCGUGGUGCAUCUGCGACAGCCGUUCAACGCCACGCGAAUCACGGCGGCUGGCAUCAAUGCCCGGGUGGAACAGCUGGUCAAGGGAGGUUUCUGGGAGGAGUUCGAAUCACUGCAGCAGGACAGUCGGGACACUUUCUCGCGCAACGAGGGCUACAAACAGGAGAACCGCCUCAAGAAUCGCUACCGCAACAUAUUGCCAUACGACCACACGCGCGUCAAGCUGCUGGACGUGGAGCACAGCGUGGCCGGAGCCGAGUACAUCAAUGCCAACUACAUACGGCUGCCCACCGACGGCGACCUGUACAACAUGAGCAGCUCGUCGGAGAGCCUGAACAGCUCGGUGCCCUCGUGCCCCGCCUGCACGGCUGCCCAGACACAGCGGAACUGCUCCAACUGCCAGCUGAUGAACAAGACGUGCGUGCAGUGCGCCGUGAAGAGCGCCAUUCUGCCGUAUAGCAACUGUGCCACCUGCAGCCGCAAGUCGGACUCCCUGAGCAAGCACAAGCGCAGCGAAUCCUCGGCCUCUUCAUCGCCCUCCUCCGGCUCUGGGUCCGGACCAGGAUCGUCGGGCACCAGCGGAGUGAGCAGCGUCAAUGGACCCGGCACACCCACCAAUCUCACGAGCGGCACAGCCGGAUGUCUGGCCGGCCUGCUAAAGAGACACUCGAACGACUCGUCCGGGGCUGUCUCUAUAUCGAUGGCCGAGCGGGAACGCGAGAGGGAGCGCGAGAUGUUUAAGACCUACAUCGCCACCCAGGGCUGCCUGCUCACCCAGCAAGUGAACACCGUAACGGACUUUUGGAACAUGGUCUGGCAGGAGAACACGCGAGUGAUCGUCAUGACCACCAAGGAAUACGAGCGCGGCAAAGAAAAAUGCGCCCGCUACUGGCCGGACGAGGGUAGAUCGGAGCAGUUCGGCCACGCGCGGAUACAGUGCGUCUCGGAGAACUCGACCAGUGACUACACGCUGCGCGAGUUCCUCGUCUCGUGGCGGGAUCAGCCGGCGCGCCGGAUCUUUCACUACCAUUUCCAGGUGUGGCCGGAUCACGGAGUGCCCGCCGAUCCGGGCUGUGUGCUCAACUUCCUGCAAGAUGUCAACACGCGUCAGAGUCACCUGGCUCAAGCGGGCGAGAAGCCGGGUCCGAUCUGCGUGCACUGCUCUGCGGGCAUCGGACGCACUGGCACCUUCAUUGUGAUCGAUAUGAUUCUCGAUCAGAUUGUGCGCAAUGGAUUGGAUACCGAAAUCGACAUCCAGCGCACCAUUCAGAUGGUCCGAUCGCAGCGUUCCGGUCUUGUGCAAACCGAGGCGCAAUACAAGUUCGUCUACUACGCGGUGCAGCACUACAUACAGACCCUGAUUGCCCGGAAACGAGCUGAGGAGCAGAGCCUGCAGGUUGGCCGCGAGUACACCAAUAUAAAGUACACGGGCGAAAUUGGCAACGAUUCACAAAGAUCUCCAUUACCACCAGCAAUUUCUAGCAUAAGUUUAGUUCCGAGUAAGACGCCACUGACGCCGACAUCGGCGGACUUGGGCACUGGGAUGGGCCUAAGCAUGGGCGUGGGCAUGGGCGUCGGCAACAAGCACGCAUCGAAGCAGCAGCCGCCGUUGCCGGUGGUCAACUGCAACAAUAAUAACAACGGCAUCGGCAAUAGCAGCUGCAGCAACGGCGGCGGGAGCAGCAAUACCAGCAGCAGCAACGGCAGCAGCAACGGCAACAUCAACGCCCUGCUGGGCGGCAUCGGCUUGGGGCUGGGCGGCAAUAUGCGCAAGUCGAACUUUUACAGCGACUCGCUGAAGCAGCAACAGCAGCGCGAGGAGCAGGCUCCGGCGGGAGCAGGUAAGAUGCAGCAGCCGGCGCCGCCGCUGCGGCCGCGUCCUGGCAUACUCAAGUUGCUCACCAGUCCCGUCAUCUUUCAGCAAAAUUCAAAAACAUUCCCAAAGACAUGAUCGGCUUGCGACCGCCGAGCCAUGCGCCUGCGUUGCCGCCGCCACCGACACCGCCGCGCAAAACAUGACAAAUGAAUUUCUAAGUCGCGACGCCCCCUUGACUCGCCCCCCUGACACCCACCUCCCCCCACACGCACACAGACCACAUGUGGUUUUCAUUUUAAAUGUCACCCAGCCGCCGCCCCAAACCCAAAACCCAAUCCCUCGACUAUGUUUUACUGUUGUACCACGUUCUACGUUUUUUUUUAAUAAUUGUAAUCUAUAUACUUUUUUGUAAUUGUGUGUAAUGUAAUGUUUAGUUUUAUGUUAUUGUCUCGCUUUAUGUUGUAAGUGUUCCCUGCACACGCAAAGCAGUAACCCCACCACCACCCCAAACCCCAAAACCCAGGCAUAUUUAUGUAGUAGUAUUUUAAGAAUCCCCGAACCGGUAGUUGAGGAUACAAUCUGGGCGGAACUGCAGCAGAUCCGCCAAAAAAAAACACAUUUUUAAGCAGAAUCGCAGCAACAAAAUGAUAACCCCCGUUCCCUGUUCCAAACCGCUUGAAUUUGGCGGAAUUGGCAUUAAUAGUAUUUCACUUUCUUGAAAAUAUUCGCUUUAGAUGAGAAAAUUGACUUGUGACAAAUAUUUACAUGUAUUGCGCUGGUUACAAACCACAAAAGUUGUUUAACUUUAAAUUUUACGAAUCGCAUGUUUGAAAAUAGUUGUAGUUUCCCAUUUGGGAAUCAUUGAAAUAUCCAUUUAUAAAGGGAAAUCUAGUUCUGGCACGUUCAAUUUGAAUCGGUUAAUUUCUAAUCUAGUUGGCGAAAAAGUGAAGAAAAGUGAAGUCCACCUCCUCCAAAUUCAACUUGAAACGGAAACGAGUUACCGGUUGGAGUGCAAAUAAAGUUUUUAGUGUAGUAAGUGUUGACAAAAUCGAUAGAGAAGAAAUUAGCGGAGUAACUGAGGCAGUAAGCACGUAACGAUAAUGAUACAAAAAGCGUUGAUUGUGAUUCGAGUGACAGCGAGAACAGAAACUGAAACAGUAACAGUAACAGAUGAGAACAGAUGCGAAUGAGAUCAGAACAGAACAGAACAGCGGAGACGCCAACCGAACAGAACAUAAAUGAACAGAAGAGAACAGAUUAGAGGUAAAAGAAAAAGCUAAGAAGCGCUUAAGCGUGUCGUCCCUAGAAUAAGAAAACUAAUAUUACAGCUCGACAGAUCCAGAUUCAGAUCCAGAUCUAUAUCUCUAGCAGCCAAUUUCUGAUUUCCCCUUCCCCCUUAGUUUUCCCAUUAAUUUAGUGAUUGUGUGUAUAUUUUUAAUUGUAUAUUGAAGAUUAUUUAUAGCGAUUGUCCAUUGUGUUACAUUUCAAAUGAUCGAAAGAAUUGUAUUUAGAAAUUUUGUACUUUAGAAAUUAUGCAUUAAUUGUGUGUCUGUGUCUCUCUACCCAGUCUCCCUAUCUCUGUCUCUCUCUCUCUCCCUCACCCUCUCUGUCUAUGCACGAGUGUUUUUAACUAAGUUUAUUAUUUCAACGCUGAAGCGUAAUCAAACUAUAUAUGCAAUAUUUAAGCACAGUACCUUGGGCGCUGCAAAGAAAUUAAAAAAUUUUAAAUAAAAACAAACUGCUAAAUCAUAAAUACAAAAUAUAUACAGGAAGGAAUAACUCAAAAUCGGCAGCAGCGAAAUGUAAAUCAAUUAGAUUAUUGUGCAAAUUUGAGUAAUAUAUUUAAAACAUACCCUUAUUUUAUCUUAUUUAACUUUAUGCUUUUGUAAGUGCUUUAAAUUGUUAUUCAUCUUGAUCUUGCGAAAAAAAAGAAAAAACCACAAAACUGAAAAACGAAUACAAAACUAAAAAACAACAAAAAUUAUAUUUGUAUUUAUACAGAAAAAUAAAACAUUUUAUAUGCGAUACACGAAAGCACAUUAUUUUUUAUUUUCCCCGCAUGUUUGUUGAACGCUUUUCCCUUUUUGGUUCUCAACUCCAGUUAAGUUACCACACAUCACCAACGAACUGAAAGAAACCCGAACACUUUGGAACAUAGCCUUAUAUAAAACGCCUCGACGACCAAGACGGAAAGUUGAAUCACACCACGGAGAAGAGGGAGUCACCUCCCGUCUCCCAGUUAGAACAAUAAGUAAUCAUGUGUUCACCCCCACCACCCACUCGAAUCUAAACUGACCCCUGACCUUCCACCAAAGACACCAGAAUAAUAAUAUUCGAAUGUCUUUGCUUCCACCCACCAUCUGAGCACUAGCGGGUGAUCCCGAUCGGACGACAAACGUGUGUGUAAGUGCGUGAUCUAGUACUUUAUAUAGUUAGCCUAUAAUACGAUUAUUCAAAUGGAAUACGUCGAAGCCUGGCUUCGACUGGGCGGCGACCUAGUGGCCCCCAAAAAACGAAGGUGAAUCCGAAUAUGAAUCCCACUGGGGAUACGAUAUGUUUUGAUCUUGGAGCGCGGGUCCCCAAAGUCCCGCGCUUCUUGUGUUGAAUUUUUAUAGCAUAUAGACAGAGGUGGAUAUCGGAUAUGGAUAUUGAAGAACGCAGUCCAAUGGAGCAGCCGGCGGAGGGAGAGAUGAAUGCCAAAGCACAAAAGCCAACAGCAACAAAACACCAAUAGGCCUCAUCGCAGUCAUUUGACCACAAAUCUCACAAACAACGAUGUUAUAAUCAAUAAGAACGAACCAAAAUCAAAAUAACGACGUGAAUAUUGAGGGAGGGAUCGAUGGAGACCCAAACACCAAAAAAAAAAAAAACAAGAGCAAGGAAACGCUUUAAACUUAAAUAAUUCUAAAAUUGUAUCUAGGCAAUAUCGAAAUGUAAUACAUACACCAACUAUCCAUAGUAGACAAACAAACACCAAGAAGAAAUUGCUUGAGUGACUUACUUUAGAUAACGAUAUUCUCGGGUAGGACCUCGAAACCCCAGCAACCGUAGCCUCGGACCUCAACCGAUUUCCCCGUGCCCCCGACCCGAAUCCAACCCAACGUCCCCUCCUCCAGUACGUCUAUAAGCUAACCACGCGAUCCAACCUCAACCCGUGUUCAUAAUCCGAUGAGAAGUUGUUCGAUUUUUAGUGAAACCUCGGUGCGGUUUCGAUGUUGCAAGAAUUAAAACCAAAUAGAGACGACGUUUUCUUUGUUCAAAUGUUGCCAAUUUGCAAAAUACAAGUGUUACACUACCAUAUAGCAUAUGGAGUAUGAAUAAUAUAUAUUUAGAUGCGAAAUACAGCUCGGUACUCAGCUCAGUAGCAUUUUCAUUGAGCCCAAAACGAGACGGCGAGGCAAACGUUUAUGUAUGCAUCAGUAUACAAGGAGCGGCUGAGAGGUAGUUCUCCUCCUGCCAUAUAAAAUAUUAAUCGACCUAAACGCAUUAGACAUCCGUGUAGAAUACUGCGAUUUGAUUGGAACUAUAGAUAACAAUCCAGAACAAAUGGUAAACGAGCCCACGACGAAACGCGAUUGACGCAAUAAACAAUGUUUUCGUAGCUCUAGAUCGUAAGAUAAACAAAUUGAUGAAACGCAACAAAACGAUCGAGACAAAAAUCGAGACAAAAGGCAACACCAAAUAAAUUGUAGACAAAACCAAAGUCGUUGUAAUGUUGAAGCAAAUCUAUAUGUAAAUCAAUCUGCAAGCGCUAACUAAACGUAAC
Messenger RNA from Drosophila simulans, 6480 nucleotides. RefSeq names its product tyrosine-protein phosphatase corkscrew (gene csw). Lineage: Eukaryota; Metazoa; Arthropoda; Insecta; Diptera; Drosophilidae. The coding region runs from base 18 to 2849 and encodes 943 amino acids. Gene Ontology annotation, molecular function: protein tyrosine phosphatase activity. Gene Ontology annotation, biological process: protein dephosphorylation. The record is from RefSeq and is a predicted model, not a curated record. The transcript is spliced from 8 exons.